Seriola dumerili (greater amberjack) is the source of this 2505-nucleotide messenger RNA. It is a transcript of the gene tnfrsf1a, whose product is annotated as TNF receptor superfamily member 1A. NCBI's taxonomy places the organism in Eukaryota, Metazoa, Chordata, Actinopteri, Carangiformes, Carangidae. Gene Ontology annotation, molecular function: tumor necrosis factor binding; tumor necrosis factor receptor activity. Bases 192 to 1370 code for a protein of 392 amino acids. The transcript is spliced from 10 exons. Gene Ontology annotation, biological process: inflammatory response; signal transduction. Gene Ontology annotation, cellular component: membrane raft; signaling receptor complex; mitochondrion. The record is from RefSeq and is a predicted model, not a curated record.
UCCCGUUUGAGUCCUCCCCCGCUCGUCUUCAGACGAGAUGGGCAACUAGGCUGUCGCUGUGCUUUGGAUAAAAAAAAAAUAAACUACAUUGAAUAUACAUUCAUGUCGACUUAUGGACCUGAUGUAAAGAGAUAUCUGUCGGCCUAGCAGCAGUUGUCCAGGUGACCUCAGAUGGAUUGAGUUAAACCUGUAUGACAAUGGAGGGGGCUGGGCACAGAAGAAGAUGGAUUAAAACGGCCCAUUAUGGCAUAACACUGCUUCUCAUGUGCAUGUUAACUUUGGCAAGUUUAGAACCUUCAGAGAAGAAGAAGUGUGAGACUGGGGAAUAUGAAAGUGAAAAUGGAAUUUGUUGCAACAAAUGCCAUCCAGGUUUUAAGCUUAGAGAAGAAUGUCAUUUUCCGGGUCAGAGAACCAACUGCACGCCCUGUCCUUAUAAUCAAUACAUGGACAAUAUGAACUCUGCCCUCAACUGCAAAAGUUGCAGAAGUUGUACAAAACGAAAUGAAUUUCAGUUCUCGCCAUGUAAAAAAUAUGAAAACACUAUUUGUCGGUGUAACAAUGGUUAUUACAAAUAUGACAUUGAUGGAGACACAUCAGAGUGUCGCAAAUGCAAACAAUGUGGUCCUCAUGAAAAGGAAGAACAGAAAUGCACACUGCAGGAAAACACUGUUUGUGAAUGUAAGGAGAAAUACUACAAAGUCAAGGGCAAAUGUGAACCCUGCGAGAAAUGUACCACUGAGUGCGCACAUCUCUGUCCACAUCUGCAUACAAAAGCUCCUGACAAAGGAAGUGGAUUUCUUAUAAACGUAAUUGUUGGAGUUGUAUCUGUGGGUUUUCUAUUGUUGGUGUCCGUGGUUCUUAUCACCUACAUAGUCACAAAAAGGUGCACCCAGAGGGAGUUGCAAAAACCGCCUUCCCAACCAUCUGAUGUUUCCCCGGACUCUUGCGAGCAGGUCCUUAUCUGCCGCGAGGAACCUUUGGACAACAGCAGUGUCAAAGCCAUUUCCCAAAGCCCUGUGAGUGAACAGCAGCCAUCCAAUCUGCCUGACUGUGUCCCCCUGGAAAUCAAGAUCACUGACCUGAUCUACACAGUGCUGGAUCUGGUUCCUGUGCUGCAGGUGAAGCAGCUGGUGCGUACUCUCGGUGUGACGGAUACAGAGAUCGAACAAGCUGAGGUGGAUCACAGAUCCUGCCGGGAGGCUCACUACCAGAUGCUGCGGGUGUGGGCUGAGAGAGGGUCUCGUGCAAGUGGAGGAGGACGAGGUGGAAUGCUGCACUGGUCAUUGAUGCAGGAGUUGUCAGACAUACUGAGAAAGAUGCACCUGGGAAGGGCGGCGGAGGAGCUAGAGACAAAGUAUGGCAUUCAGUAAUCCUCUCACACGAGCCAAGUGGAACAAAAAGCUUAUGAAACCAAGUACUGCUCCCUCCAAAGACUCACUCACAGACGGCCUCAAAGCUUACACAAAGACACGGGGCUACCACCAAAGCAGCAGUUCUAUUUCACAGCUAACCAGCAUCAUUGAGCACUCUACCUCUCAUACCCACCAUCUGCUGAGAUGACAAGGUCAAACUACUGAGAGGGACUGAUCAAAAUGUUCAGGUUCAGAGCCACAAAUAGGUUUUUGCACUAAUAGAUUGUGCUCACCCUUUUGUUAAAAUUUUUUAAGGAAUAGUUUGACAUUUUGGGAAAUGGGUCUCAUUCUCUUUCUUUCCAAGAGUUAAAUGAGAAGAUUGACACCACUUUUAUUGAUCUUCUCAUCUAACUCGGCGAGAGUGAAUACACAUAUUUCCCAAAAAGUCAAACUAAUGCAACAGGCCACGAAGCCUGCUGAAAAAAUGCGCUGUUUCUUUCAUGUCACUAUACCGUCUGAUUACAUACUAGAGUGAUCACUUAAGUUUUAUUGACUGUAAUUUGCACAGUAUUGUAUUUUCAUGUUGCUUUAUCAACUUUUUGUUGUACAGCAAACCUUUUUUACCAUCCUUUGUCAUUUGUAGUUUAGGCCAAUGAAAUCCCUCCAUUUGUGUCAAAAGUCACUAUUGCAGCUAUGUUAAAAUAUUUAAGUACAUGGGAAGUGAAAAAGUUAAAUGGUGACUAUUUAGCCUGUACCAUAAAGUAAACCGGUAUUCUUUUAAUAGUUGUUCCUGGUUGUACUGAAAAAAACAAAAACUAAAGAAGUUCUGGUCUUCUUUAUCAAACUUUGAUUGGAAAAGUAACAAAUUAGCUGUUCCUACUUAGUGCUGACCAGACCCCUGCCACUUUUAACAAGCUUUUCAUAGCCCCAUUAGCAUUCUUUUAAGCCCCAUCAUAGACGCAUUAUUCAUUACAGUUGAACCAAACAGGACACGCCUUGUCUGUCUCAGCCAGGCAACUUUUAUAAUACCAGUCCGAGCCUGUAGACUCAGAUAUGAAUCAGUCACACUCUUACAGACCUGGCAUGCCAAAGCACUUUUGCCCUGUUUGAAACUGUAUUAUACUUUUAUAUAGUGAAUAAAUGAUGAAUAUAU